Messenger RNA from Tetrahymena thermophila SB210, 564 nucleotides. RefSeq lists its product as hypothetical. The record is from RefSeq and is a predicted model, not a curated record. NCBI's taxonomy places the organism in Eukaryota, Ciliophora, Oligohymenophorea, Hymenostomatida, Tetrahymenidae. The transcript has a single exon.
AUGGGUUGCACAUCUGCUAAAGGCUUCAAUGAUAAAUAGAAGUGGUAAUAAUAAUUGGAAUACAUCGUUUAACAAUAUGAGUCACUUGAAUUAUACAUUUAGAAUUAAAGACAAAAUGUAUUCAACUAUCUCUCUUAAAAUGGAGAAUCUCUCUUACGCUUGGAAGUGGAGAAAGAUAGAAACCUUAUGAUUAAUGUAUGCUAAGAUAUAUCUAAUUUCCGUAAAUACAGGAAAGUCAAUAAAUAUAAAUAUGAAGUGACUAUCCCAAAAUUCUUUAAACAAAUAAAAUACUGCUACCAUAAAAUGAAAAUAGUAGAUGACAUAUAUUAAGAAUUUUUCGGAUAGUACUAAUUAAUUAAGAUUUCUACUGAGGGACAAAAGUUUUUUAAGAAAAAUUAAAUAAUCUUCACUCACAUUUAAGACUUGAAACAGAAGAUUAAUGGUUACCUUUAAUUUAAUAAGGAUCUUAGCGAAGAAGAAAAUAAACACACUUUGCUCAGCGAAAUCAAAAAUUAGCCGACUUCUGCUAGCGAAUUAGAUUUAAUUGACCUAAAAAUAAAAUGA